CAUUCAUUGUGCUACGGUCUAUCCACCCCCCUGCUGCUGCUGGGCUUGCGAUUGCCGCUUGCUCCAGCUGAGCUAAGAGUAACAGCAGCACCAGGGCAGGGACUGACUCCAGCCCUUGGACUUAGGACAUCGCAACACGUUCACUUGCCUGCGUGACUCAUUCGCACAUCAUUUCUGUUUAUGCCUGGGGUGGGGAGAAAUAUCCCAAACCAGGAUUGUUUGGAAGUGGAGCCGACAGAUUUGUGCUCGUAACCUAAAUUCCCUGUGUAUCUUGUGUCACUUCUGCAUCUGGGACAUUACCUGGCACAAAGUUACUCAAGAAAUGUAUGUGGUUCUGAACUGGUGCCUCAGCUAAGUCGUCCUCCCAAUUCAGAGGACACCGUCACGGCUGUGUAAAUGAGUAUGGAAGAUUAUGAUUUCCUGUUUAAAAUUGUUUUAAUUGGCAAUGCUGGCGUGGGGAAGACGUGCCUAGUCCGACGAUUCACUCAGGGUCUUUUCCCCCCAGGACAAGGAGCCACGAUUGGAGUUGAUUUUAUGAUUAAGACGGUGGAGAUUAAUGGUGAAAAAGUCAAGCUUCAGAUCUGGGACACAGCAGGUCAAGAAAGAUUUCGAUCCAUUACCCAGAGUUACUACCGAAGCGCCAAUGCCUUGAUCCUCACCUAUGACAUAACCUGUGAGGAAUCCUUCCGUUGCCUUCCUGAGUGGCUGCGGGAGAUAGAACAAUAUGCCAGCAACAAGGUCAUCACUGUGCUAGUGGGCAACAAGAUUGAUCUGGCUGAAAGGAGAGAGGUCUCCCAGCAGAGAGCUGAAGAAUUCUCAGAAGCUCAGGACAUGUAUUACUUGGAGACCUCAGCCAAGGAAUCUGAUAACGUGGAGAAACUCUUCCUUGACUUAGCGUGCCGCCUCAUCAGUGAAGCCAGGCAGAAUACACUUGUAAACAAUGUAUCCUCGCCCUUACCGGGAGAAGGGAAAAGCAUCAGCUAUUUGACUUGUUGUAAUUUCAACUAAAGGCUGAGGCAAGGAGAAGCAAGAGGAAUCAGCAGCUGCCCCGAUGGGCCCCAAAUUGCUGGGGGAGAUCUGGUGAUGACUGUGGCUCCUGCUCUCAGACCUUCUGACUCCCGUGGGAUCCAGAGCUUACAGAGCAUGGCAGGCCGAAGGCUUUGUCCACAGGCCAGCAUUAGCAGAACAUAUAAUGGUUUCACCCUUUUGCAGUCAGGAGUUGGAGCAAGGAGAAAAUUGCACUAGGCGCUCCGUGAUCUGCAGAGCAUGUUGCUUUUGUUCUUAAAAAAAAAAAAAAAAAAAAAAAAAAAAAGGCAAGUAAAAGCGCAUUCCUGAACACAGCCCUGGGGGAAAUGUACUGUAGGGAGAUCCCUCCUGCACGUCAGUAGGUGCAUGUAGGGGCUGUGCUUUAGGGCUUCUGGGGGCCCUGGUUUUCUUGUCUACCAGAUGAACCAAAACUGGGAAGGCCAAGUACUGCCUCUGUGGUGUGUGUUGAUGACUCCAUGGAGACUUUGAAAAGUGUUACUUCUCUUGUCCACAGGCACUUUCAAGAACUUUGGGAUGUAAAAAUGAAAUGAAACCUUUUCCCAUGACCAACAGUUAACAAUCAUUGGUUUAAUAUUAUAUAUAAGCUCCAUGACUCCUUUUGGUGCUAAUGAAUCCGCUCUUUCACAGACCAAACAAUUUAGUACAUCGAUGUCCUUAAAUGUAUUACAUUGAAAUAAAAAAAAAAAAGGGAAGUCCAUGAAUCAGCACUCUUUCUCAAAGUCUCAUUACUACCUUCUCUAGGGUGGAUUUGUUGGAAAAUAAAAUAUUUUCAUGUUCUUUCCCCUCUAAAUCUCUACCAUUUUCUUCUUCUAUUCUCUCAUCUUUCCAGCCCUUUAAGUAAAUGAAAACAUUAGAAAAUUGAGAAAAAAAAAAUGGCUGGUGAUAUUCUAAUGUAAAAGACUAGCUCUAAGACAUGAGUAAUACAAGAAAACAGACCUGAUCUGACCAAAAUACUGUGGAUUAAUGGACUGCGAUGCAGAGUUCUAAGCAGAGCACAGUCCUUGAUAAGCAGGUGACAUCUUUUACUUCCUGGUACUAUCCAUCUUGGACAGACCAAGGCUUAGAAUUUUGUACAUGUUUUUAGUAUGUUAAGUGACAAUAGCAACAGAGGAAAAGUCUCAUGAACCAUUUUUGUAUCUUCAGUAACCUUAUUAAAAUUCUGCUUGUGGAAGCAGGCGGAGCUGUCAUUAGUUGCCUCCUUCAUGUUGUAAAGUUACUCUCAGACUCAUGACCAUACAUUCUUUCCUAUUUUCCUUUUCCUUUCUCUCCUGGUAUCCCCAUUCUUUCUUUUUUUUAACUCCUUCCCUUUACAUGCCUGUGUUACUGCACAUCUCCAAUUCAAACGGAGGUGUAUAUGCCUUUAAUUAGCCAGUUUUAAAACAUGACUCAAGAUGGAAGAUGUGCUGCUGGAUAUUUGUUACUAAUUUCUUUAGUGCCAUACUUUGAUGCCUUCCAGUUUGUUCACUGAUAUAAAUGCAAAUUGGGGAAAUAAUUAAACCUGUAUGCUGUUGAUGCUGUCAGAUGUUUUUGUAGCUUGCCACUUGGCAUUGCUGAGGGAUGAAUAAUGGAAUAAGGGCAGGAUAUGCAAUUUCUGUUGUUGUAGAUGGUGGCAAUCUCGGUCCUGAUAUGUUGAUGUUUGAAAGCUGUUUAAUUUGAAAGAAAUGAGGUGCACAGAGACACGAUAUUGAUAAAGCAUUUCCAGUGUUCCUCUAGCGGAUUUCAAACUGACUCAUCUCUCGUAUACAGAUUAUACAUAUUGUAUAAGGGAUUGAUACUUUUGGUUGGCUUCACUGUGUUUGUUCUGAUCCUCUCCUAUGGGUGAGAGAAAGAGAUCCCAGAAGUUUGAAUUGCUUUCACACUGAAUCUGUUUCUCCAGGAAAGAAAAGUCAUUUUAAUAAAUACCAACGAAAAUAGUUUC
This is a messenger RNA of Lutra lutra (Eurasian river otter), 2965 nucleotides long. It is a transcript of the gene RAB30, whose product is annotated as RAB30, member RAS oncogene family. Lineage: Eukaryota; Metazoa; Chordata; Mammalia; Carnivora; Mustelidae. Gene Ontology annotation, cellular component: trans-Golgi network. Gene Ontology annotation, molecular function: GTP binding; GTPase activity. The transcript is spliced from 7 exons. Gene Ontology annotation, biological process: Rab protein signal transduction. The coding region runs from base 397 to 1008 and encodes 203 amino acids. The record is from RefSeq and is a predicted model, not a curated record.